AUGGAUUUUUCAGAAAAAAAUGUAACUAAAAAAUUAAGAAAUUAUCAUUCUAUCAUGGAUUCUGAAAGCACGUCGCAAAGCAAUGUGCCUCAAGAUCAACCAGUAAUAACUGGAAGCAUAGAUUUGCCGCCAUAUUUCCCGUUGAAUCAAAAUUUGGUAAAAGACUUCGAGAGAUGUGCUCGAUUGCAAACAAAAGUUGAUCAAACAAUAAAAGAAUCCAUAAAUAAUAUUUUAUCACAAACUCAAGAGUAUUUAAAGUUCGUGUUAGAUGAUGAGAACUUGACCAACAUGGACUUUGACUCGAAGUUCUUCAGCUACAAUCUAGCCACAUUGGAAGAAUUGCUCAAGUCACAGCAUGAAUCAGGUAUAUGGAAGAAAUCUGUAGAGGAGUCCAAGAUAAAAAUACGACUGCAACAACGCCAGGAAGUGGAACUAAAUCUUGAGUCGUUAGAAUAUUAUCAGAACCAAGUCGAUGACGUCCACUUUGGUGACUUGGUGAAGAAAGAGUAUGAAGAGUAUCGAGACAUCCAUCACCAAGAGACCUCGUUCCAAACGGUCCUCGCAACCAACGAUGCUUAUAAGUAUUUGAAAAACGUUACCUUCAUAUUACAGAACCCACAACAUCCUUUACCAGAAGAGGCUGAAGAUGACGAGUUGGAGGUUGCUGGAGGUAAGAUAUCUUUGAAAGAUCCAUUAUCGCUUAAUUAUUUCCACACCCCGUUGGUUUCAAAGAAGUGUGGCCAUAUAUUUGAAGAAGAUACUAUAACUGAUUACCUCAGUAAUCAUAAUAAAUGUCCCGUGGAUGGAUGUGGUGCAGUCUUGACUAGAAAUGAUCUAAAACCUGAUGAUAUUAUGACAUUGAGAGUCAAAGUCUACUUACUACAAAACAAGACAAAACGACCUCAGGCAAAUGUCGACAGGUUGUGA
Molecule: messenger RNA, 927 nt
Organism: Debaryomyces hansenii CBS767
Lineage: Eukaryota; Fungi; Ascomycota; Pichiomycetes; Serinales; Debaryomycetaceae
Gene: MMS21
Product: SUMO ligase
Exons: 1
Coding region: 1-927 (308 amino acids)
Biological process (GO): protein sumoylation; protein ubiquitination; double-strand break repair via homologous recombination
Cellular component (GO): nucleus; Smc5-Smc6 complex
Molecular function (GO): SUMO ligase activity; zinc ion binding; ubiquitin-protein transferase activity
Source: RefSeq, a predicted model, not a curated record